Messenger RNA from Kuraishia capsulata CBS 1993, 2142 nucleotides. RefSeq lists its product as uncharacterized. Gene Ontology annotation, cellular component: transcription factor TFIID complex. The record is from RefSeq and is a predicted model, not a curated record. NCBI's taxonomy places the organism in Eukaryota, Fungi, Ascomycota, Pichiomycetes, Pichiales, Pichiaceae. Gene Ontology annotation, biological process: transcription initiation at RNA polymerase II promoter. The transcript has a single exon. The coding region runs from base 1 to 2142 and encodes 713 amino acids.
AUGGCAGAAGAAAACCGCGACGUCCACGAUGUUGUGGUUGAGCCGGUGGAUGUGUUCCAGCCGAAUUCGCCGGAGGCCAAGUCUGCUGUGGUACCGCUAGAGAACACGGGCCAAGACAAGGUUGGGCCUGACCAAUCUCUACCGCAACCUGAGAAAGAGUCUCAAUCUGAGUCUCAAAAAGAGUCUCAAUCUGAGUCUCAGAAUGAAUCCUCAACAGGAAUUCCGCCUUCCGAAGAACCACAAUCGGAGACUCCUGUGGAACAGAAAACGCCCGUGCGUGAACUCUCUAAAGAGGAAGUGCUGCAAAUACGACAGAACUGGCUGGAGAAAAACGCUAAAGAGAUAAGCAAAAUUUCAGAUUGGCAGGUUCAGCUUCCCCUUGAGCAGAUUCUUGGCAAGGCUGUGGGGCUGCUGCUAGCUUCGUUGGAUAUAAACUGCAAUAGAGCAGCUCUGGAUCACCUGGCUCUUCUGGCUAUGGAACACACUCACACCGUCAUUGCACGACUGCACAGAAUUACUGAGAUCCAGCGAAGAAGAAGAAUAUCUGCACAUGAUCUCAAGAUUCUAAUUCGUGAGGGCAUUAUUUCACUGGAGGACAUUGAAGAUGCUUAUCUCGAGUCUAAGAAACGAAACACUCCCAUCACGAAGAUGUUACUUGCCAAAUUGGAUACUGAAACCAGAAAAAUAGUUGACGAGACAAAUGCUUUCACAGCUGGUGAUCAGACCGUUGAUGCUGAAGACCCUGCGUCGUGUUUCUUCCAUGAUAUUACGGACACGAUAGCGAGAGUGGUUCCUCAGAAGGCCGUGAGAAAGGCUUAUAUCCCCAAAUACCUACCAGAGCUUCCUCCGGUCCAUACAUACAAGGCGACGCCUCAGUACACCAAGACAGUGACUGAUCCUAGAGUUCUUCGCGAGAAACUCGUCGAGGAGGGAAGGCUAGGCGAGAAAGCUUUACAACAUAUUGUUGGGAAUGACUCUGCUACACCCGAAGCGGAGAUGGAAGUUGACUCUGACGAGGAGGAGAAAGAAGAAGACGAAGAAAAGCAGGAUCAAUCAGAUCAAAAGAGAGAGAAAGAAGAAGAGAACGGCAAAGAAAAACAAAACACAGAAACAGCUUCAUCUUCCGAUCUACAAAUGGAUAUAGAAAAGAGGCGUGAAUCCGAAGUUCUUCCGGAUGGUGAUGAUGGAGCAGUGAAGGUUCAUGCUGAGCCCCAGAUUGAGAAUGAAGGUGAGACCCAAGGUGAAGGACAGAUUCAAACCGAGACACAAAACGAGAAACAAAACGAGACACAAAACGAAACCACAGAAGUCGUUGCAAGUACAGAGGAAGUUGUAACUGACAAAGAAAAAGGGAAGGAAAAGGAGCCCGACCGGGUCGACUUGGUGAACUACGCCAAGAAGAGACUGGCAAUUCUGGAAAAACGCACAGCAAAGCGGAACAGGGCUUUGGAAGAACGCCUUGCCAGACCAGAAACGAUUGUUUCCAAGUAUAUGGGUUCUUUCUCGAUUCAGCCUUUGAAUGAGUCUGUUUCGCAGAUUGUGUCUGAUAUAUACGCUACGGAGUUUGAAAACGCGCUCAAGUCGGUGAAGAUAAGCGAAAAAAGAAGGGCAAAACACCUCAGAGAAGAGGCAAAGAAGAGACAGAAAAUUGAGGAAGAGAAACGUAAGCAACAGGAGAGUAUCGAGUUCGGCUUUGGCGAGGGAGAUGGUCAUGAUCAGGACGAUGAUCUCGAUUUCAACUUUGAUUUUGGCAACGACGACGUGGGAGUUCACGAUCAAAUGGAGAAUCUCCAAGAGCUGGAGGAAGUUAGUAUUGCUGAAGUAGCCAUUGGAAAUAAGCCGGUUUUUUCGACAUCGCGUGAGGUGACUCCUAAUGCGUCAGCCGAGGCUGGAGGUACAUCACAAGAGGAGGACUUUGACGAGGAAUUGUAUGGAGCAGAGACUCCAAAGGCGGAAGCAGCCAACACAGGUGAAGGCUCUCCAAUGGAUGUUGAUGGUCAGGAUUUUGGUCGGGAGCAAGGCCAAUCUGUUACCCCACAGCAUACAGAGCCCACCGGAGAGACCCAGGCAACCGGGCGGUCUCUAGAAAAUGACGACGAGAGUGACGAGUUUGAUGACUCAAUGUUUGACGAGGUUCUGUAA